Molecule: messenger RNA, 1495 nt
Organism: Orbicella faveolata
Lineage: Eukaryota; Metazoa; Cnidaria; Anthozoa; Scleractinia; Merulinidae
Source: RefSeq, a predicted model, not a curated record
UGUCGCUUUUCAACGUCUAUUCAUUCACGGAACUUCACUCGACUGUGUCGUAUUGGAGUUUCGUCGUUAAAAAAAUUCAAAUUUACCGGCAAGUCUACUCAUCUAAGCGAUUCAAAACAAAGAUACCGAGAAUAUUAUUCUCUGAAGACGUCUCUGUGAACAUGGAUUGCGAAGCAACAAGAAUUAUCCAAGUUUCGCUGUCGAAAAUAACGGACUCGCGUCGUCGGCGUGGCGGUCCUGUGCUACGACGUAAUUUACUAGUUUCCCACGUCUUAAACAAUGUGUUAACCUCAACAGACUCUGCUUAUUGUACAUACAGAUCGAAAGUGGAGAUCGAUAUGGACAUAGACACUGUGGACAACGAAAUUGUGCCUUUUGACAAAUCGAAAAUGACGCCCGAUAUUCCGGGUGGAUCCGUGGAGGCAGGAAAUGCGACACAUACAGUUCGUUCCGCGGCAAAAUCAAAUGAAAGAGUCACGGAAAUGGAACAAAGCGUGCCCAGAAUUGUCAGGAAGGGCAAUGUGGAGGUUGUGGACAUCGAAAAAGCCGUAAAAGGUGAUAAUGUGCGUGGGAUAGAGAGGAAAACUGAAGUAAAAUGUGUAACCGGUUCGAAACGGGCGCGAUCACAGUAUGGUAAUGAACCUUGUGACAGCCACGCGGUUGAGAACAAACGCUUGAAAACUGAAAGCGAGAACGAACCGCCAGUCAAAGAACUGAAUUAUCAAGAACCUAUGGACAUCUCAGGACUUGUUAACGUGUUUAGCAGCAGCUUUUCUGGACUUUCUAGUAUUCCUAGAGCGACCUCUACAAUUGGAUCGAAUCUGGACUCCUUUCAAUGUCUCCCUCAAGUGCAGCCAGUCGGCCGCGUGUUCAGCUGGUCACAGACUGUUGUAGAGGCUUUUUAGCUGUGUUUUCGUACAGUGUUUGUCGUUAUUUUUGGCCAUUUUUGCCUUUGUUAUUGCUGCGUGCUCUUUAUACGCCUGCGUUUAAAGUUCUCCUCUCGCGCGAAUAUUUAUAUUGUGACGAAGCUUUGGCUUACGUAAUAAUUGGAAUGAUCGUCCGAUCUUUGAAUGUUUAACCUUCAUCUUCGUAUUUUCUUAUAAAGGGGACUACAGUCAUCACACAGUGAAUACAUUUAUCUCUUCAUCUCUUACCUUAAUUCAUAUUUUUCGAAAGCUGUUGCUGUAGUAGCUGUUGUCUAAGCAUUUCAUGGCGCAAGUGUUCUCAUGUUUGCAUCUUGCUUCGUAUAACUUAAAAAAAUGUAUAUUUUCAUAAAAGGCAUUAAAUUUUUUAUCUUAAUCAAGUUAAAAUGAAUUGCGUAUGAUAUUUUUAUUCUUUCUAAUGGGCAAGAAUCCUCAAACAUGUGUUGUUAGAAUAUGUUGUGGCAAGUCCGUGACACGGAUCAUUGUCAAUUCACGCAUUUGUAAUAUAUUUCGACGCGAAAUUCUUGUAAAACAAAGAAAUACUAUGAAAGAAAUAAAUAAUUUGAAAGGAA